Messenger RNA from Musca domestica (house fly), 480 nucleotides. RefSeq lists its product as uncharacterized. Lineage: Eukaryota; Metazoa; Arthropoda; Insecta; Diptera; Muscidae. The transcript has a single exon. Bases 1 to 480 code for a protein of 159 amino acids. The record is from RefSeq and is a predicted model, not a curated record.
AUGCAUUCAAGUGGCGUCGGUACAACAGCUGGAACAACAUCGAGUGCUGCGGCGGCAGCCAUUAAUGCUGCCACCCUACACAAUCUCCAGUCGGCGGUUAGUUCCAGCACCAAUAUGUCGAGCGGUCUAACCAACAACUCGAGCAGUGGCGUCGGCGGCGGUGGCAGCGGUGUCGGCGGUGUUGUUGGCGGCUUGAAUAGUGCCCUCCAAACGGGCAGUAGUUUGAACCACAAUAGCCUCAGUCUAAGCAACAACAGCAACAGCGGUGGCAGCAACAGUCUCAUCAAUGGCAACCAUCUGAAUAUAGCAACAGCAGCCUCUUUAACGGCCAGUCAUUCGCAUGGCAUGGGUGUGGGAGCGGGCAGUGGUUUUGGGGCUCUGGGUGUUGGCGUCGGUGUCGGGGUGGGUGGCAGUAAUUUGAAUUCGCUCGUUGUGGGUAAUCGUCUAAUGAAUACGGGUCUGACGACAAUACUCAAAUGA